Molecule: messenger RNA, 767 nt
Organism: Dothidotthia symphoricarpi CBS 119687
Lineage: Eukaryota; Fungi; Ascomycota; Dothideomycetes; Pleosporales; Dothidotthiaceae
Exons: 1
Coding region: 275-706 (143 amino acids)
Source: RefSeq, a predicted model, not a curated record
GGUAUAACGCUAAAAACAAAACCGAGACGAGAGACGAGCAGAAAACCGCGACAAGCAAAUAAAAAAGCGUGUGAAACGAAAUGGAGAGUACAAUCUUUUCUUCACAUUGAUAUGGUGCGCGAACAAGUGUAAUGCGUGUUGUGUACCGUCCCUUCGGAUCGGGCCCGCAAACCACGCUCUGUCAGGCCAGCCAAAAAAUGACGUUGUUGUACAGGUGGCAGGAAAAAACCCACGAAGAUAACGACUCCUGAGUAAAUUUUUUGUGUGUGAAAAGAUGACGAGGCAAAUCAGCCCGAGCAGCUGCGUUCUACAAGAACGGACGGGGGGGAGGCGCUCCCACGCGCAAACAAAACCAGGCACACGCACACGAGAAACGGUGGUCAAGCCAUGGCGACGCUGCAGGUGGGCUGUAGGGCUGAGGAAGGAGCUCGCUCGCGUCGCAUACCACGCACGCACGACAAGACAAGGAAACUAUCUACAGACGGCGGCGGCGCGACGGAAGGGGAGAAAAAAAAGGGGGGGGGAAGCGGGAAGGGGGAAAGCAGGGCAAGCGAAACGGAAGAUAAGAAAACAAGCAAGCAAGCAAGCAAGGGGAAAGGGAAGGAUGCGGGCAGCUCACCUCCAUGACCAGGUCUUUUCGCGAUGUAGUAAUAGUCUCUGCGUUUUUCCCGCGCACUGGCCUGCGCUGCGCUGCUGCAGUAGGUAGGGAAAAGACUAUGCCCUUUGGGCCGUCGCCGCCGUCGCCGCCGACGAUAUCACUACACCCA